Naegleria lovaniensis is the source of this 1461-nucleotide messenger RNA. RefSeq lists its product as uncharacterized. Gene Ontology annotation, biological process: ubiquinone biosynthetic process; isoprenoid biosynthetic process. Bases 1 to 1461 code for a protein of 486 amino acids. Gene Ontology annotation, molecular function: prenyltransferase activity. Gene Ontology annotation, cellular component: transferase complex. The record is from RefSeq and is a predicted model, not a curated record. The transcript has a single exon. NCBI's taxonomy places the organism in Eukaryota, Heterolobosea, Eutetramitea, Acrasida, Naegleriidae.
AUGAGUCAUCACAGUGCCAAGAAAAGUAUAUUGCAUCUCUUGAAAGCAAGUUCAAAAAGAACCCAUAGUAAUGUUGUAGGAGAAUCAUUAUAUACCAGCCAAAAGGCUCUUUAUAUGGUGUCUACAACCCGUUCCUAUUCACGAAAAUUAUUUCCAACAAGCCUCCACUCUGAUGGUUUAAAUUCUCAUCCACCCUCUUCUUCAUCAAACAACAACGGAAUUCAUCAUCAUAACCAACACUCUCACAAUAGAAACUAUGGAAUUCUUUCAAGUUUAACAUCCAAAGUAAUUCCUUCCCUUACGAACAUCAAAAUCCCAAAACUCGUCUCAACCGAAAACAUUGAUUCAAUCAUAACAACAACAGAUAUGAUUAUUGAUGAAAGCGUUUCAAAAGGCUCACUUGCCCAUCUCAUACAAGAAACAAUUUUAAAAGACAGAGAGCUUGCUGUCAAAUCUGAUCCAAACAGAACAUCUCAAACAAUAUCACGUCAAGUUGAAGGCGAUUUGAAACUGAUUGGAGAAGAAAUUUUGGACAGUGUGAAAUCGGACCACCCAGUUCUUGAUGCUGCUGCAAAAUACUUUUUCAAUACACCUGGAAAACUUUUUAGACCCAUGCUUGUUCUCAUGACUGGUAGAGCUGUCAAUGAAGAGCAGCACAUGGACGUUAAAGAUUUGGAAAUUAUUAUGAAAAAGCAAAGGAAAUUAGCUGAAACAACAGAACUAAUUCACGUUGCAAGUUUAAUUCAUGAUGACAUUGUCGACGACGCAGAUACAAGAAGAGGAAUUCCAGCACUUAACAAGUUCAUUGGGAACAAGGUUGCAGUGUUAGCUGGAGAUUUUUUGCUUGCUAGAGCUUCAAUUAAUUUAGCAAGAAUUGGAAAUAUCGAAGCAAUAGAUUUAAUAUCAACUGUCAUUGAACAUUUGGCUUAUGGCGAAGUUUUACAAAUGGCUGGAAAGGGAAAGAGAGACUUUGAUUAUUACAUGAAAACAAUCUUCUUUAAAACUUCUUCAUUAAUUGCAAAUAGCUGUAAAGCAUCAGCAGUUUUGAGCGGAACAACAAAUCAUGACUUUAUUGAGGCAGCUUAUACAUUUGGUAAACAUGUUGGUAUUGCAUAUCAAUUAACAGAUGAUAGCCUUGAUUUUACACAGUCACAAUCUACUCUAGGAAAACCUUCUCAAGGAGCAGACAUGAAAUUAGGUUUAACUACUUGCCCUAUUUUAUUUGCAACCAAAGCAUUCCCUGAGGAAAUGGCUCCAAUCAUUGAAAGAAAAUUCUCUGGAGAAGGUGAUAUUGAAAAAGCCAUGGAGCUUGUGGUCAAGAGCAAUGCUGUUCAGUCCACAAAAGAUUUAGCUGACACACAUACGAGGAUGGCCUACGAUGCUGUUAUGAAAUUCUCUCCGUCGCCUGUGAGAUCAGUUCUAUUAGAAUUAUUAUACAAAAUUUCACUCAGAAACAAGUAA